This is a messenger RNA of Varanus komodoensis (Komodo dragon), 5205 nucleotides long. RefSeq names its product epoxide hydrolase 1 (gene EPHX1). The record is from RefSeq and is a predicted model, not a curated record. Gene Ontology annotation, molecular function: epoxide hydrolase activity. The transcript is spliced from 9 exons. The coding region runs from base 3235 to 4671 and encodes 478 amino acids. NCBI's taxonomy places the organism in Eukaryota, Metazoa, Chordata, Lepidosauria, Squamata, Varanidae. Gene Ontology annotation, biological process: epoxide metabolic process.
UAAAUCAGUGCCUAGGCACAUUAAUGAGGUCUAGGAAACAAUUCAGACAGGAUGGAGGUAUUGUUAGUGGGUGGUUCACUUAUCUGGAUGGGUGACAUUCAACCUGUUCUAUGGGGAUUCCACUCCCCCUCAAAGUUCAGGUUUAUAGUUUGAGGGUGCCCUUGGAUUCAGCAUUGUCAGUAGAAGCACAGUUGGAUUCAGUGGCAUAGAGUGUAGGCUGCUAUAUCAACUCUGUCCUUAGCUGAACAGAGAUGGCCUAAUUAUAAUUAUCCAUCUUCUGAUAAUUACUCCUAGAUUACUGCAGUGUGGUGUAUAUAUAGGGAUGUUUUUGAAAAAGUCCAGCAACUUAAGAUGGUCCAAAACAGGGCAGCAAGAUGGCUAAUGGGGACUGGCCAGCAUGAUUACAUUUGUUAUUGUUGCUAGUUGUGACCCAUCCUGACCCCAUGGACAAAAUUCCUCCAGGCCUUCCUCUCCUCCACCAUCCCUCGGAGUCCGCCUAAGCUCACACCGACUACUUCACUGACUCCAUCUAGCCAUCUCAUCCUUUGCUGUCUCCUUCUUUUGCCAUCAAGUCAUUCCCAGCAUUUGGGGUGGGGGGACCUUUACGUUUACCUUUACCUUUAUAUAUGAAGAAGGUUCCCAUAAAGGUGGUUUCCCACCUGCACUAUUCUUGACCAGCUGCAUGUAUCAAUCAGUGUGUUGCACAGGUGGAGUACUACUACUGCAGGUCUUUGAGUAAAAUAGCUGAGGUGGGAACAGGAAUAGAAAAACAGGAACAGGAAAAAUAGCAGCCUAUUAUGGUAAUCCACUGCAUGUGGACAACUUGCCUUCCAAAGGAGCACUCCAGAAUCCUGCAUGUGGUGGCUGUUUAUUUUUAAUUUCUAAAAGAGUCUGUCUUUACCAGAAAGGAAUAAAAAGGAUUCCAUUUACCAUUGUUGUCUGACAAUUUUAAUAGUCAUUCCAUGUCUUAUAUCAUGUGGGUGGUUUAUCUGGAAUGGAUUUGAAGAUACUUAAUGGAAACCAUAUGAGGAUCUUUUCUGUUGCAAAUCAAGCCAUUGAUUGGUUAAGUAUUUAGACACUAUGAUGUGCAUUUAAUUCUAUUCUUGUAGAGAUCUUUUACAUCUUGGAGCCCCAGGGAGGUCCUUGCGUUUAUUUUCUUGCUCCAUACCAAGGGUUCAUUUGACAGUCCCAGUAGCUAUAAAGAGAAUGGGAAUAGUACACCCAGCAAGCAUCAGAUGCUUGAAUCAACACAUUGCUUGAAGUUAAACAUGCACUCAGUGGCUGGAAACUACUUUGGGAAGUAUCUGACAUUCUGCCAUUUCUUCUCCCCUACAUCUCUUAAAUGGAAGCCUAAUAAACAGUGGAUAACUUGCUAAUUUUGUAGCUGCUAUUUAUGUUACAUGGAUGUCUUACACCAUCUUUCUUACCUUCUCCCUUCCUGUCUGGAUUUAUACUUAAGAGCCACCACCAGAAAGGUUGGGCUACAUUCCUGUCAGUCCAUUUUACCAUGGCCAGUGAGUUAGGCAUGUUGGCAGUUACAGUCCAAAACAUCUGGAAGGCACCAAGUUGAGGAAGGCUGCAUUAAGAAAGAGUAUGACUUGAGCUCCAGUGCCAAAAUGUCUAAAAGGUGCACCUAUCCUUCAGAAAACAAACACGUUCAUUUCUUCCCGUGUCUUAAAACAAUUGUCAGUCCUAUCCCUACUGCCUCCUUUUAUUCCAUCACACAUACUGUUCCUAUUAUACCCCACCCAUCUUCCUGUAGUGACUCUGGGUUCUUGCCUCACCACUCAAACUCUUUCUUGCCAUUAAUAUCUUUUGUUCCCCCAUAUAAUGCUAAUAGGGUUAAGGAAGGCAAGCGUUGCUCAUACAGCACAGAGAAAUCUGGAGAGGACCAAACCUCAUUUCCCUUAGAACUUCAGACAAAAAAUAAAUAAAUAAACCAGAACACUGUGAGUGAUCAAAAUGGAACAGGAGCUGUCUUAAGCGGCUAAGGGCAAGACCCUAGGCAUGUUUAGGUGAAAAAAGCCCUACAACUCCCAGUAUGCCCCAGCCAGCCGUGACUGAGAGCUGUAGGUCUUUUUUCCUUCUAAGCAGGCAUCGGAUCGCAUCCCCUUAGCAAGCUGUGUGCGGUGGCGAAACCAGGUAAGUGCGUAUAGGAUGGCCGUAUUAGUUCUUAUUUUGACUUUCGGAAAUCAGCCAAGACCACUGACAAAAAGUGCAAAAAAAUAAAAACCAUAAUCGAAUGCAAAACGAAGUAAAAUGUUAAACUCAACCUCCUUUGAUUUGAGUACUCUCCAAUGGCCAGCCAAGUGCUGCCGGUUAAAGCAUGCUCAUGGGGUCAGAGAGGACACGGCGAUGUUAUCGUUACCCGUAGGGACUACAUCUCCCAGAACCCUCUCUGUCAAUUGCGGCAUCCGAGUUUAUCAGCACGGGCGACUGCAGAGGUGAUGAGCGUCCCUCGCAAGGCUUCAGUGUGUUAGUUGUAGUUAUAGGGGUGUCACUGUUGAUGUAUGUCCGCUCGCCUUUGUUUUUUGUGUAGGCGGCGGGGAUGAACAAGGCGGGGAGCCGCAGAGAAUGUUGAGAGACUUUUUUUCCCACACUCAAGGCUUAGCAAUGUGAUUCAUAAAACAACCAUGUUUGAUCCCGCACUGGUAACCGCAGCGUUCACAUAAGACACAAAUACGGCAGUUUAGAAGAGCCGAGCAGGUCAGUCAAGGAAAGGUCAUAUUGGAGUCACUCAUCGGGUCGCCAUAAGUCGGAGACGGCUUGACGGCACGUAACAAUAACAGCAAUAAAUACUGCAAAUAGCGCCAAAGGUGCUUGCUUUUCCAUGCCACGGAAAGGAUUUCCCAAAUCUACGACAUCUCCCAACAUUCCCAGAAUUGACCGUGCUGGAAAGAGCUGAUAGGAAUCCAAAACCAAUCUACCGUGAGGGAUUCAGGCUACUCAAGAGUAGACUGGAGAACCCUCAUGCUUGUGCACAGAAGGGUGGGAGAAGUUGAACGCCCCCACCCCAUGAUCCAUUAUCUCUAGAGUCUCAGUUUGUACUACAAAAAAAGCUGUAGCCCUUGCAGAACCAGAGAUGGGAGGGGAAGGGUACAGCCACGGUUCCGCUCAUUCAUUUUCCAUGCAAGAAGAAUCUGUCCUUUAGUCAAUGAAUUAAGUCGUAGCAACCUUUAAUGUAACCAGUGUCUGCUCGUCACAAAGCUGUGGUGGUGAGGCCCCGGGAAGUGAAUGCUACCCCCAGAAGUCAUGUUAUUGUGUCUACCAAAAACUAAAGUCAUCAUGUACUUUGGAAUACUGUUGGCUGUUGGCAUUGGGGCCAUCAUGUAUCUGUUCCUGACUAAGAAAAAAGAGGAACCUGUUUCCAUGGGAGAUGGAUGGUGGGGCAAAGGAGAGAAGCCGGGCUUUGAAGAAGAUGCAUCUAUACGUCCUUUUAAGGUGGAAACUUCAGAGGCUGAGAUCAAUUAUUUACACAGGAGACUCGAUGAAGCUAGAUUGGCUGAGUCUUUAGAUCAUGCCUGCUUUCAUUAUGGGUUUAACUCAGCUUAUCUUAAGAAGGUCAUCUCUUAUUGGAGAAAUCAGUUCGACUGGAAGAAGCAAAUAGAAGUUCUCAACAAAUAUCCCCAGUUCAAAACAAAGAUUGAAGGAAUCGAUGUCCAUUUUCUUCAUGUAAAACCUUUGCACGUGCCCGAAGGCCGAUCUGUAAAACCAUUAUUAAUGGUUCAUGGCUGGCCUGCCUCAUUCUUUGCAUUUUACAAAAUGAUUCCUAUCCUGUUGGACCCCGUGAGCCAUGGGCUGAGCAGCGAUUACUGCUUUGAAAUAAUUUGCCCUUCUGUUCCUGGCUAUGGCUUCUCAGAGGCUCCUCACAAGAAAGGAUUUAAGUGUUUGUGUGCUGCUCGAAUCUUCUACAAGAUGAUGCUCCGACUUGGCUUCCGUGAAUUCUACGUUCAAGGAGCUGACUGGGGCUGGUUAAUCUGUACCAGUCUAGCUCAGAUAGCUCCAAGCCACGUGAAAGGCCUUCAUAUAAACACACUAGCAGUGAGAACUGUAGAAUUUAAGCAGCUUCUCUCCCUUCCCUUCGGACGGUUUUUUCCACGACUGCUUGGUUUCUAUCCGGAGGAUAUCCAGCGAGUAUUUCCUUUAACAACCAAAUUCUUACAUAAGAUGGUGACGGAGUUUGGCUAUCUUCACCUGCAAGCUACAAAGCCUGACACUAUUGGCUAUGCUUUGACUGACUCUCCUGUGGGAUUGGCUGCAUACAUCUUGGAGAAGUUUUCUGCCUGGACCGAUUCCAGCUUCCGUUAUUUAGAAGAUGGAGGACUAGAAAAGAAGUUCAGUCUGGAAGACCUUCUCACAAACAUUAUGAUCUACUGGGUUUCAGGCUGUAUAACUUCUUCAAUGCGGUUUUACAAAGAGAAUGCUUGGAAAGCAUUGCUUGGAGAAAAAUAUGACAAGCUUGCUGUACGGGUUCCCACUGGAAUUGCUAGCUUUCCCAAUGAACCCCUGCACUUUCCUCGGCCAUGGGUUGAGAAGAAGUAUGCCAACGUUGUUUCAUUCAACUACAUGCCCAGAGGUGGUCACUUUGGAGCUCUUGAAGAACCAGAGCUCCUUGCAGCUGACAUUGUACAGUUUGUGGAGAAAGUGGAAAAGGCUAAUGUGACCAAAUGAAGAAACAACUUGUUUGGGUUGUUGAGCUGCUAUACUCAAAACUGUGGAACAGGUCCUGCAGGGUUGUAUUUUCCCUUCUACGAUAAACUACAGCACUGAAUUUAGAAAAGGGAAACUUUAAUUUCAGGGGAGUUGUUUGUCUUCUGUCCUUUAUCCUGUGUUGCCAAUCUAAAUCAAUCUGCAUUCAAGCUGACUGUAUUUGCUGAGAGAAGAAACUGACAACUGAGAGAGUGCAGUUGCUGAGGGGAAAAACUAACAACAUAAAAGUCUCUGGAUCCAGUUUUUAUUAUUUAUAAAGCACCAUCUCAGAGGAGAGGUUCCUGUCCCAAGGGGUUUAUUGAUGUCUAAAGAGGGGGAUGCUGGAAUAAAAGUUUGUGUGCAUCUAGGUUUAAGAGAAUGUACAGAUUUUAAUUCUUGCAGAAGGCCUCAUUUCGUGCAGGCCUUGUUGCAGCUGAGACUAGUGUGCCUUGCAACUCCUCAGAAGUUAGUGUUUUCUUGUGUAUUAUUGUAAGAAAUAAAUUGGGCGUGACUGUA